AUCAUCAGUAGCCAAAAGUUAUGUCAUUUUUUCAUUAAUGUUUAUCCAUUUUAGCCUCAAAAUCCACAUCUAAAUGAGAAAAUUUAGGAAAAUAUUUCCUUUCUAUUUUCUUUAAUUUUCAUUUGAAAGUCUUGAACAUAUUACUUUCAUUAUGCAGCGUACGUUCUGAGUUGUCUCCUUUACCAUCCAAGAUAAAGACACACUGACACACACUCGCCUCAUAAAAACUUUAAGUUUAAACACCAUUUUCAUUUUCUUUCUUCAAGAAAAACUUAUAAGUAAAAUGGAUAAAGCUCUCACUAAACUUGGAAGCUUUUGGAUUUCAAAGAAAGCCAAGGAAGAAAUUUCGAUCAUAACCAACGAUUUAUCUUCUUUCUCAAACACAGUUGAAGAUAAGGCAAAACUAUUCAUCAACAAGCUCAAAGGCAAAACUCAGAAAAGUUUACCGGAUCUUCUUAGAGAGCACAACCUUCCUCCGGGUCUAUUUCCUCGUAAUAUAACAUGCUAUGAGUUUGAUGAAUCAAAAGGAAAGUUGAUAGUGCACUUGUCAUCCCCUUGUGAGGUGUGCUUCAAGGACUCAUCCAUUGUGAGAUAUUCAAAUCGUGUAAAAGGGACAUUGUCAAAGGGUAAACUCAUUGUUAUGGAUGGAAUUAAGACCAAGGUUCUUGUUUGGGUUAAGGUCACAAGUGUUUAUGUUGAGAGUUAUAAGUCUGACAAAGUAUGGUUCACUACUACUGGUGUUAAGAAAUCAAGGCCUAAAGAUGCAUAUGAAAUGCCUCGUGAAGCUAUUAAGGUGGAUGAAUUUUGAAUCCAAAUGAACGAAUAUACAUAUAGCCUUAUUAAUCAUUAAACGAUUCGUUCUUUUUGUGUAACUUGAGACUUUAGAUAUGUGAAGGUAUGAUAUGAUAGUAUGUAUACUUGGAAAUGUAUACUCUACAUUUUACAUUGUGACCGGUGUAUUGUUUUGGUUUGCAAUUUAACGUUGUUUCGGUAGUUAUUGGUGUCUACUAA
Molecule: messenger RNA, 1011 nt
Organism: Cicer arietinum (chickpea)
Lineage: Eukaryota; Viridiplantae; Streptophyta; Magnoliopsida; Fabales; Fabaceae
Source: RefSeq, a predicted model, not a curated record